This is a messenger RNA of Leishmania mexicana MHOM/GT/2001/U1103, 1443 nucleotides long. RefSeq lists its product as hypothetical. Gene Ontology annotation, cellular component: intraciliary transport particle B; centrosome; cilium. The record is from RefSeq and is a predicted model, not a curated record. Gene Ontology annotation, biological process: cilium assembly. NCBI's taxonomy places the organism in Eukaryota, Euglenozoa, Kinetoplastea, Trypanosomatida, Trypanosomatidae. The transcript has a single exon. Bases 1 to 1443 code for a protein of 480 amino acids.
AUGUCCUUUCGUGAGCUGCGCUCUUUUUCGGAGACGAUGCGUCUCCUCGGCUAUCCACAGCUGAUAAGCAUGGAGUCGUUCCGGGAGCCGAAUGUAGAGCUGGUCGCCGACUGCAUUCACUGGCUUAUCACCCGCUAUGAGCCAUCUGCGGAGGUAACGUUCAACAUCGAGCGGGAGCAUAACCGCGUGACGUUCUUCAAGCAGGUGUGUGAGGUCGCCCUUGCCAAGGGGAGAAUCAAGCUCAACGUGAAGAAGCUCUACCAGGCGGACGGGCACGCCGUGCAGGAGAUGCUGAAGCUCGCGAAUGUGCUGAAGAAGGCGAUGAAGGCGACGGACACCGAGGAGCCUGACUUCACCGCACUGCAGCAGAUGGCGGCGCAGAAGAACGUGAGCGACGCCAAGGCGGUGCAGCAACUGUGCAGCGAACUGACGGCGGACGGCAGCAGUCUCUUCUUCUUGGUGGAGGGAGAGCUGAACUCGCGCGGUGACCGCCAGCGCAUCUUGUCUCGUGCCACCGAGGUCGGCGAGUUUGAGCGUCGUCUGCGGGAGCUGCUCGCCAACGUCACCCAGGAGGUGGAGCAGUAUCAGCAAAGCAUCGUCAACCUCAGCGCGGACGAGAGCAACCUGGAGCAAAAGAUCGAGAACAAGAAGGCACACCUAGAGCGAGCCCAGAAGCAGUACAAAAGCGCAAUGGCCACGAACCCCGCCUUCCUCAAAGAGUACGAGAACCACGAGAAGAGGCUGCAUACACAAUUCGUUAACUAUCUCGAGCAGUACCGCAACUUGGAGUUUCUGGAGCACCAGAUUGCCAAGUACAACGCCAAAGAGGAUGCCAUGCUCGAGGAGCAGGAGACAAAGCUGAAGGUCAUGCGGGAGCGGCUGCGCAAGGAGGAGCUGAAGAACAUCCGCGCGGACAGCAGGACGCGCCGUCCGAGUGGACGUCGCGGUGGCGGUGGCGGGAGCCUGACGCCGGCGAUGAGCGACGACGAAGACGACGGGCACGAAAACGCCCCGCGCGUGAAUGGCGGGGUGCGCAUCCGCAACGUCGCCGAAGAGGAUAGCAGCGGCGACGAGUCCACCUCGGGUGAUGAAGAGAGCGACACCGACGACAGCAGGCCGCGUCAGCAGCGGCGGCGACCGCAGAAUGCCAUUGGCCAUAGCCGCGGCUCGCUCGUUCGCGACGGCGCCGUGAAGGGCGACGGCGACAACCACGAUGAGGAGGACGAAUCGCUUGUGAACCAGAUGCGUCGGCCGCGAGUGGCGACAGGCGCGCGGCCGCCUGCCGCGGGGGGCGAGCGCUCACGGCUUCUCGCCAACAAUCCUGGCGAAAGCAACUCUUCUUCCGAGCCAGACAGCAGCGAGCUGUCCACCUCGACGAGCAGCGGCGAGUUUAGCAGUGACGACUCCAGUGACUACAGCGGAUCUGACGACAGUGACAUUUAG